Candida tropicalis MYA-3404 is the source of this 291-nucleotide messenger RNA. RefSeq lists its product as uncharacterized. The record is from RefSeq and is a predicted model, not a curated record. NCBI's taxonomy places the organism in Eukaryota, Fungi, Ascomycota, Pichiomycetes, Serinales, Debaryomycetaceae. The coding region runs from base 1 to 291 and encodes 96 amino acids. The transcript has a single exon.
AUGAAAUUUCAAGUUGUUACUGCUAUUGCUUUUGCUGCUUCCAUGGCUGUUGCUGCUCCAUUAGAACAAAAACCAAUGUUGGCUGCUACUAAAACCAAACGUGCUGGUAGUACUGGUGCUGAAUUACAACACGAAAACCAAGCUACUGCUGGUUUAUUUGGUAACGGUAACACUUAUGGUAAUGCUGGUAUUGGUGGUUUCAUCGAUGCUACUAUUGACUCCAUUACUAAAGCUAUCAGUAGUCCAGUUAGAGGUAUCUUAGCUGGUGGUGGUAUUUUGGGUGGUAACUAA